CUCUCUCUCUCUCCCUCUGUCUGUCAGUCAAGACAAUAGUUGUAAGAUAGAGAGAGAGAGAGAGAAGGUCCACAUAACUGUCCAGCCUGCAAGAGAGUAGAAAUGCAGCAACAUUAGACUUGAAGGACUUCUACGCCCUACAAUCUUCAUCAACUCAAUAUCUUCACUCACUUCGAUCUAUGUUUUUAUAUUUUAUAACCCUUCAAGAUCGACCAAACUAAUAUAUAUAUAUAUAUAAAGACUACUACUACAUUAUCUUUUGAGAGAGAGAGAACACCCUAGCUACCAAGGGUGGAAUGGCAAUCCAAAGGUGGAGUAAUCAUCUACUGUUGUUGUACCUAGUACUCUUCAGUACUACAAUCAUCACCAUUGGUGCAGCCGUAACCAAACAACAAGAGCUUGAUAGAAUAUCGGUGCUUCCCGGUCAACCUCCGGUGCCAUUCUCUCAAUUUUCUGGCUAUGUCACCGUCAACAAGCAGCACGGCCGAGCUCUCUUCUAUUGGUUGACUGAAGCUCAUACUAAUCCUAACAACCACCCUCUUGUUCUUUGGCUCAAUGGAGGACCAGGUUGUUCAUCAGUAGCAUAUGGAGCAUCAGAGGAAAUUGGGCCAUUCCAAAUUAACAGAACCGGUUCUUCUCUAUAUCUCAACAAGCACUCCUGGAAUAAGGAAGCAAACAUUCUCUUUCUUGAAUCACCUGCCGGUGUAGGUUUUUCAUACACAAAUGUGAGCUCCGAUCUCAAGGAUUCCGGGGAUGAGAGGACAGCUCAGGAUGCUCUAGUUUUUCUUAUAAGAUGGAUGUCAAGAUUUCCACAAUACAAAUAUAGAGACUUCUACAUUUCUGGGGAAAGCUAUGCAGGGCAUUACGUUCCCCAGUUGGCCAAAAAAAUCCAUGAUUUCAAUAAAGCAUCUUCUCAUCCAAUCAUCAAUCUUAAAGGAUUCAUGGUGGGAAAUGCUGUAACAGAUAACUACUAUGACAGCAUAGGGACUGUUACAUUUUGGUGGAGCCAUUCGAUGAUAUCUGACACAACCUAUAAAUCAAUCCUCAAACACUGCAAUUUCACAGCAGAGAGAAGUUCACAAAAAUGUGAUGAUGCUGUAAACUAUGCCAUGAACCAUGAGUUUGGAGACAUCGAUCAGUACAGUAUUUAUACGCCGUCUUGCAUGGCAUUACCUAAUAGUACUAUUCGGCCUGUAAGGCUCAAGAACAGUCUUAUACGUAGAAGAGUUUCCGGAUACGACCCCUGUACAGAGAAUUAUGCAGAGAAGUACUAUAAUCGACCAGACGUACAGAAGGCAAUGCAUGCAAAUACUACUGGGAUCCCAUAUAGAUGGACUGCUUGCAGUGAUGUUCUAAUAAAGAAUUGGAACGACUCUCAAGUUUCUAUGCUACCCACAUACAAGGAGCUAAUUGCGGCUGGUCUCAGAAUCUGGGUGUUUAGUGGGGACACAGACUCUGUAGUUCCAGUGACAGCCACUAGGUUCUCCCUUAACCAUCUAAACCUUACAAUUAAGACCCGGUGGUAUCCGUGGUAUUCCGGUGGCCAGGUAGGAGGCUGGACAGAGGUCUACCAUGGACUAACAUUUGCUACAGUUAGAGGGGCUGGGCAUGAAGUUCCUAUGUUUCAGCCCAAGAGAGCUUUUAUUCUUUUUCAAUCAUUCUUGGCCGGCAAUGAAUUACCAAAAUCAUAAGAAUUUCCAUGGAGACAGACAGGAAGCAAAUUUUGGGCAUAUAGAUUUAAGCAGUUCAGAUGUUGAAGCAAUUCAAUCAAUUAGAAUUCCCAUAAAAAGUUGCGCGUUAAGUGACUACAACAGGACCUAUUCAUUCAAAUUGGUAUUUGUAUUAUUAAGAUUACUCAUUUCUAUUCAUUGUAGAAUUCAGAUUUUGAGCAGGAAAUGAGCUAAGCCAAGCCACUGACUUUUCAUGUCAUGCUCAUCUA
Molecule: messenger RNA, 1939 nt
Organism: Cornus florida
Lineage: Eukaryota; Viridiplantae; Streptophyta; Magnoliopsida; Cornales; Cornaceae
Product: serine carboxypeptidase 24
Exons: 9
Coding region: 297-1691 (464 amino acids)
Biological process (GO): brassinosteroid mediated signaling pathway; proteolysis
Molecular function (GO): serine-type carboxypeptidase activity
Source: RefSeq, a predicted model, not a curated record